Messenger RNA from Ostrea edulis (European flat oyster), 3703 nucleotides. RefSeq names its product fibrinogen C domain-containing protein 1-B-like. The record is from RefSeq and is a predicted model, not a curated record. The transcript has 5 exons. Lineage: Eukaryota; Metazoa; Mollusca; Bivalvia; Ostreida; Ostreidae. The coding region runs from base 656 to 2503 and encodes 615 amino acids.
GAGACAAACGAGUUAAUACUAUGAAAUCAUUUUAAUUAGUGGGACUCAAUGUUCGUGAAAUGAGAUUUUUCGUUGGAAUGUGGUUUUGCCUAUAUGGUUUCUGUACAUUGAUAGUUUAAUAUAUUGUGUAUUUCGUUGUGGUUUGAAAUUUCUGGGAUAAAGGUAGAUACAAAAUUCACGAAAAAUUGAGCCUCUUCGAAAUGUAAUAAUUCUACAAUAUAAUGGAUUGUAAUUUGUACUACAUCUAAUGAAUGGGACCUGUUUGAAGAUGUAGUUUGAAACUGGUUUAAGCACAGUAAAUUACGAUGAGUAUGACAAAUGUCAAAUGAUGGGGUUUUGUGUGUGUGUGUGUGUCAAUUUUGGAAUGUUUAGUACUUGUAUAAAGUUUUGACGUGACUGAUCCUUAAAUACCACUUAUGUCUUUCUCGCUAAACUUAAGUGAUCUACUAGAGCAUAAAUACGGUACAAGCACACUAAGUAGCGGCGGGAUGGUGUUGUGAAUCAAUAAUAACCUUGUGUUGGUUAGAUACAGGCUGUUUUAGUUUUCAUUGAAGGUGUCAAAACUUCUUAAAGGAAACCGUGUUAUAAAUUUUACAUACCUAGCAUAUUUAACCAUUUCAUCUUGAAGUACACAGAAGUUGAAUUAUUCCGGAGAAUGUGUGGGAAAAUCAGACUGCAGGUUAUUUCGCUUUGGAUAUUUGUGUUACAUGCAGUGAACGGACAAUGGUUGUAUAACGAGAAUCCAAAUACACAGAAUGAGAAUCAAGCAGCACAGUUCCUAAAAACAGAAAUACAACACAUCACACAAAACAUAGAAAGAAAUGUAAUUCAAACACUGGAGGGUAUGCAGAAUAAAAUGGAGGAGAGGAUCAGCGAAGUGGUAGACAAAAUCCAGAAGGAAAAAAUGGGGACAGAAAGUACUAUUGUCAGAAAUCUAAGCAGAUCCAUCGCUGAGCAACAAGAUCUCAUUAACACAAUGAAAACACAGUUUCCAUCGGGUAUCAGUGGUAAACGAGGACUGUUGGAGACAAUUCGUGAAAUAAUGGUUACUUUGAAAGGCAUCGAAAGAAAAGUCCAAGGUGUGGACUCUAUCAAACAAUCUCUAGAUAAUCUUACCACUGAAAUUGAAAAUGGAAACUCCCAAAGACGAAAGAUGGUAAAUCUUCUCAUUCAUGUCAAUAAAAGUCUGUCUGAUGUAAAGACGAGACAGGGUGACUUAAGGGAAGAAUUAGUGUCUGUUCUCACUAAUGUGUCUUAUAAGGUCGAUUCAGGCGGUGUAGAUAAUGUUGUCAACGAAUUAAUGAACGCUAUUGAUUACCUAACCGUUCAAAUGAACUCAAUUGGUGAAUUUAAUAAUUCAAGGAGCAUUGCUAAUCCUGAUAUAAACUAUCUCAUUGGGAACUUCAGUAGUUUGAUGACACCACCAGAAAAUUUUCAGAGAGAACUCAGCAUGCUGAAUUCCAAUAUAGCCUCUGUACUUGAGUUGAAAAACCAAACAGACUCUACAAAGAAAGUUAUGGAGAAACUAACUAUGAUGAACGAAAAGCUUGAAAGUGUCGAUGAAAUAGGCGAAACUCUGUCCAAUCUAACAGAUCUAUUUGAAAGCGAAAGGUCUAAAAGAGAAAAUAUGUUAACGCUUAUAAGAAACACGGUUGGUCUUGUGUCAGAUGUUAAGAACAAACAAGAAUCAAUUAGCGAGGAAAUGAAUGAUUUGAAAAUGAACCAGUCCUUUAUAACUGAAUUGAAUCGACUAAAGAACAUGGUGGAGGAUUUAAUUGGGAAUGUUACAGGAAACUAUAACAACACCCAAAAGAGUACAUGUAAUCAUACACGCGAAGCCGUAGCAAACAGCAUAACAGGUACCGACUGUGCCGAUAUAUUAAAGAAAUUCCCAGAGACCCAAGGCAAAAAUGGCAUUUUCGAUAUCACUACUUUACAGAACGAUACGAAAAGAGUCUAUUGUGACAUGACAACAGACAAAGGCGGAUGGACGGUUAUACAACAGAGGGUUGAGGAGUUGAUGGAUUUUUACCGGAACUGGUCGGAAUAUAGAAAUGGUUUUGGUAAGCCGGGCGGCAAUUAUUGGAUAGGGCUCGAAACAAUGCACAGUCUUACGUCCAAGAAAACAUACGAACUACGAGCUGACAUGCAAAGAUUCAAUGAUGACAAGGCCUAUGCAAAGUACUCGACAUUCUCAGUAGGAGAUGAGGCGGACAAAUACGAAUUGAAAGUUCUGGGGUACACUGGAAACGCUGGGGACAGCAUGACAUACAGUAAUGGUAUGAAAUUCUCAACACUAGACCGAGACAACGAUAAGGACAGUGGAAAUUGCGCCACCUAUUGGAAGACUGCCUGGUGGUUCAAAUCUUGCUUCUAUGCCAAUCCUAAUGGUCAGUAUACAAACUCAGAAAAAAGUGGCUGGAAAUACGUAGUGUGGUACCAUUGGAAAAACAAAAACAUUUCACUGAAGAAUAUCAAGUUCAUGAUUCGACCAAGGACUUAACCGAACUCGGACAUCUGGAUCGCCCUCUAAAAUCUACUAUAUGUAGGGACAGACAAAUCUAUAUCUUUCUUUUUAAUCCUUAUAAAUACGAUAUUCCUAUUUUUAUAUACCCGUAUUCUUUCCCAGAGGUUUUUACUUAUGAAUAAAUCUAACUGCAUGUGAGCCUUGCUUUGAUUAAUGCAGACACAUUAUAUUGAUGUCGUUAAACUUAACAUAAACUGUGAAACUAGUUGUUGCUGCCAAGUAUUUUUCAAUAACCAUCAUUAAUUUUACUGGCUUUAUUUCAAUUCAAAAACUAAUAAAAUAACUCAAUGCUACUAAUAUUCGUAGUUUGUUAUUCUCAUGGGUCCUGCUAAGAUAGCUUGCAAUGUGCGGUCUCUAUUGUAUGUCGGGUAGAAAAACAAAAAACAAUUUCACCCCAUUGAGGCCAAGUUAAAUCCCCUACCCUCUACCUUUUUGUACCGAAAAAAAAAUGCGAAAAAUCAAUUUGAAUUCUCUUUCGUGUAUGAUCGGAUGCUCUCCAGUAUUUUCUGUCAUCAUGCAUUUUAUUACAUCGUAUUAGAAAUACAUGUAGCAAACACCAUGUACAAUUCUAAAAUCACUAGAGGAAAGUCGUUCUGUAGCAAACACCAUGUACAGUUUUAAAAUCACUAGAGGAAAGUUGUUCUGUAGCAAACACCAUAUACAAUUCUAAAAUCACUAGAGGAAAGUCGUUCUGUAGCAAACACCAUAUACAAUUCUAAAAUCACUAGAGGAAAGUCCUUCUGUAGCAAACACCAUGUACAAUUCUAAAAUCACUAGAGGAAAGUCCUUCUGUAGCAAACACCAUGUACAAUUCUAAAAUCACUAGAGGAAAGUCGUUCUACCCAUUACGGCUAAAAAGUAAUACAGUUUAUAAAUUCUGCUUUGCAAUGAAAAUAAAACUGAGAAAAAAAUUCGCAAACCGGCUUUUAUUCUACAAAUUAGGACAAAAUCUGUAAUAAACGAUAAUAAAUGCAACUACUGCCAACUUUUUGGAAACUGAAAGUAUGGAAAUAAGAACUUGAACUGACUUUGACACAUGAAAAGAACCGGGACAUACAAAAAACAUCGAUUUUCAAAGCGUCUGUUUUGCAUCUUUAAAUGAAAACAUUAUUCAUAUGUAGCUUCAGAUAAAAUGCCAUAGAUAUGAUACUAAAAUAAAAUUAUUUUCAAAGGAUA